Molecule: messenger RNA, 2356 nt
Organism: Dama dama (fallow deer)
Lineage: Eukaryota; Metazoa; Chordata; Mammalia; Artiodactyla; Cervidae
Gene: SFXN3
Product: sideroflexin 3
Exons: 11
Coding region: 249-1289 (346 amino acids)
Biological process (GO): serine import into mitochondrion; monoatomic ion transport
Cellular component (GO): mitochondrial inner membrane
Molecular function (GO): monoatomic ion transmembrane transporter activity
Source: RefSeq, a predicted model, not a curated record
AGGACACAUAGCAGGGAAGCUGGUUACGAGCCACCAGAAGGAGGAAGAAUGUCUGAUCCACUUGCUUGAUGCAGAGAGAGGCCCUGCCAAUCCCUGGCCUCGUCGGGCGGAGCCCCCGCCCCUCAAGCCGGUGAGCGUCACGCGUGACGUUACGCGUGAUGGAUGUGAAGGCGGUGGGGGGAAGCCGGGAGAGGAAGGCGAGUUUGAGAGCUGCAGAACCGCGGAGCCCAGGAGUCUAGGAAAGCAAAAUGGGUGAGUUGCCUUUAGAUAUCAAUAUCCAGGAACCUCGCUGGGACCAAAGCACUUUCCUAGGCAGAGCCCGGCACUUCUUUACCGUGACGGACCCACGAAAUCUGCUGCUGUCUGGGGCACAGCUAGAAGCUUCCCGGAACAUCGUGCAGAACUACAGGGCCGGCGUGGUAACACCAGGGCUCACUGAGGACCAGCUGUGGAGGGCCAAGUACGUGUACGACUCUGCCUUCCAUCCAGACACAGGAGAGAAGGUGGUCCUGAUUGGCCGCAUGUCAGCCCAGGUGCCCAUGAACAUGACCAUCACUGGCUGCAUGCUCAUCUUCUACAGGCAGACCCCAACCGUGGUGUUCUGGCAGUGGCUGAAUCAGUCCUUCAAUGCCAUCGUGAACUACUCCAACCGCAGUGGCGACGCUCCCAUCACUGUGGGGCAGCUGGGAACAGCAUACGUGAGUGCCACCACUGGGGCUGUGGCCACGGCCCUGGGACUCAAAUCCCUCACCAAGCAUCUUCCCCCACUGGUUGGCAGAUUUGUGCCCUUUGCAGCCGUUGCAGCUGCCAACUGCAUCAACAUCCCCCUGAUGAGGCAAAGCUAUUCCCCCAGUGAUCAUGGACACCCUGGAGAAGAAAGACUUCCUGAAGCGCCGCCCCUGGCUGGGGGCCCCACUGCAGAUGGGCCUGGUGGGUUUCUGCCUGGUAUUUGCCACCCCACUGUGCUGUGCCCUGUUCCCCCAGAAAAGCUCCAUACACGUGAGCAGGCUGGAGCCGGAGCUGAGAGUUCAGAUUCAGGAGCAAAACCCCAGCAUCGAAGUGGUUUACUACAACAAGGGGCUCUGAGGCAGGGUCAGCCCCUGGCCUCCUUCCUCGCCUCCUUGGGCUGCUGCUUAGUGGAGCCUUGCUGUCCUUGCUGCUUUCCAUCUGCCUGGUGCUGGGCAGAGGGCUUGGUGGGGGAGCAGCCAUUGAGACCAGCGAUCCAUAGGCUGAGAGGUGCCCCCAAAGCCUUUUACUCUCCUCUGAUUUCAAAAGACAGGGUCAUAUAACCCCUUUCUCCUACUCUAGUACAUCUAUGUAUGUAUAUAAGUGAUAAUGUGUGUGUGUACAGGCUGCCCUGGGAUGUCCUCAUGUCUGGCUUCCCUUCUUGGCUAUCUACCAGCCAGGGUACAGGGCUUUCUUGCCUAAACAGUUUCACCAGCCAAGUCAUUUCUGAUGGGACCUUGCCCCUUCUGGACAUAAGAGGAGCCCCAGGAUCUCAUGACAAAGAUUGAAGGACACUUAGCAGGCCAAACUGGGCUGAAUCCUUCAGAUUUCUGCUUUCUGGCUCCCAAAGCUGACUCAAGAACUGGGCUGGCGGAGGAGGACAUGUGGGGAUAAGGGAGGCAGGAGGCUUGUCCCAUUCCCUUCAUCCUGGAAUGGGUCAUUUCCUCUCCUCUUCUCUAUAGAACAAAGGAAUGUCAGCAUCCUGUACUGCUCUUGCUGGCUUCCCAUCCUCCCUCCCUCCCACUACAAUAAGGCCAUCUUAGGGCACAAUCCCAGGAGUUCUUGGUCCAUUCUGACAUCAUAACCUCAAAGCUAAACUUAAAUCCCAGCACCCUCCCACAACCAAAAAGCCAUGAAGGCAUAGCAAGCAUUCCUUUUUAAGAGCCCCCGCAGCACCCUCUGACAGAGGGAGGCAGCUGUGGGAAUGGUGCUUACACUCCACAGGUGUCUGAGUGGCUGUAAGACACCUCAGGGCGACGAAGCCUGAGCGUACAAUCUUAAGACAGGGGAUUUUGUGUUGCGCUGAUCUUGUUAUACAUUCCACAGCAUCCUGAUCUUAGUUAGUUCCUUCUCUUUCUUGACGGUUGGUUCUGCUUCCACCCCCACCCCCAUCUCCAAGAGGCAGGAGGGCCCAGGUGUCAAUGGCUGGUCCAAAGGGGAGGUGCGCUUGGGGAUGUAAUAUGUGCUGGUGAAUUCACAGAGUGAAGAGUUGGACCUUGCCUCCAACUCCUGUGACCUCUGGCUGAAGUGGGGUGAAGGCCCCAGUGUGAUCCUCUAAGAGCACCUUCCUGCUUCCCGCAACCAACCACCACCAGUAAUAAAAGCUAUGGUGCCAUUGUUACUCCGUAAA